Messenger RNA from Fulvia fulva, 1257 nucleotides. RefSeq lists its product as uncharacterized. Gene Ontology annotation, cellular component: nucleus. The record is from RefSeq and is a predicted model, not a curated record. The coding region runs from base 1 to 1257 and encodes 418 amino acids. NCBI's taxonomy places the organism in Eukaryota, Fungi, Ascomycota, Dothideomycetes, Mycosphaerellales, Mycosphaerellaceae. The transcript has 2 exons.
AUGUCCGAUUCAGAGCUGUCAGAGCCCACCAGUGCGCCCUCAGCUGCAGCAAUUGAAGCCUCCCUCAAACGCGCUGUACGCGACAUUCAGAAGAGUGGUGAAGACGUCACCAUCAACAAUGCCCGUAAGCUGGCAGAAGAAGCUCUGGAUCUUGACGAGGGCUUCCUGAAGGGGGCAGAGUGGAAAGGCAAGAGCAAGGAAAUCAUCACUUCAGCUGUUGAGCAGGAAGAUGAGCCAGAAUCGCCGAAGAAACCAACGAAGCCUGCUCCAAAGACCAAAGCUAAGCCUUCUGCCAAAAAGGGCAGGAAGCGCAAGUCUGAUGACGAUGAAGAAGCGGCAAUGAAGCCUCAGCGCAGCAGAAAGGCUGCCAGAGUCGAGUCGGAAGAUGAGGCAUCAGAGCCUGAAUCAGAGGUAGAGGAUGAUGAAUCUGCCUUUGAGGAGGAAGAGGAGGUGAAGCCUAAAAAGAAGGCUGCGAGGAAACCCGCCAAGAAGCCUGCGCCGAGGAAGGGGAAGAAAGCAGCAGAGGUGGUUGAGAGCGAAGACGAAGAAGUUGAGCCUGCGAAUAGCAAGUCUGCACCAAAGGUCGAAAGUGACAACGAAGAGGACAAGCCUGCGGAGGAUGACAAACCGACCAAGGACGACACGAGCGAACUGUCCGAUGUACCAGACAAGAUGUCAGAAGAGCCUUCCAAGACUAAUGGUAAAGCUGCUGCGCCUGAAGACGAUGACAGUGACAUGUCUGUCUUGAUCGACGCACCACCAAAGAAGAAACGCCAAAAGAAGACCGAGACGGGGUCGAAAGCGAAGUCCACAGCUAAGGAAACGAAGCCGAAGACAACGAAAGCCAAGCCGGCGAAGAAAGAGCUUUCGGUAGAUGAGGAAGAGAUCAAGCGUCUACAAGGAUGGCUUGUGAAAUGUGGACUGAGGAAGAUGUGGCAUCGCGAGCUUGCGAACUGUUCGACAGAUAAGGCGAAGAUCAAGCACUUGAAAGGCAUGCUAGACCACGCUGGCAUGACAGGUAGAUACAGUAACGAGAAGGCGCAGAAGAUCAAGGACCAGCGAGAGCUGGCCGCAGAGCUCGAGGCUGUCAAAGAGUACGACGAGAAGUGGGGACAAAGUGAAGGAGAUGAUAAUGGCAAGGAUGAGGACGAAGACGAUGAGAAAGCUGCAGAGAGCAAAGGUGAUGAGCCGCCGAAGAAGAGAUUGCCGAAGGGGUUGAUUGAUUUUGGGGAUAGUGGAGACGAUGGAAGUGACUGA